Molecule: messenger RNA, 1215 nt
Organism: Aureobasidium subglaciale EXF-2481
Lineage: Eukaryota; Fungi; Ascomycota; Dothideomycetes; Dothideales; Saccotheciaceae
Exons: 2
Coding region: 1-1215 (404 amino acids)
Source: RefSeq, a predicted model, not a curated record
AUGGUGGCCGUGCUUGGUAUCGUUGCUGUGGUUGGAGUGGCCAGGACUGAGCUCAGCGACGAAGACCCGCUAGAUAUCAGACCGCUAGAUACAGAAGACCUAGAAGAAGGGGAUAGAGAGGAAUUUGAAGAGCUCGAGAGGCUUGAGCUGAGACUUGCAGUACUGGAAGAUGCAAUGGUGGAUAAUAUCGAUGCCGAAGCCGAAGCCAGAUUUGCCGAAGACGAAAUUGAUGACGAAAGGCUAGAAUUCGAAGAGCUAGAUGCGGGUGAUGACGAUGAGCUACUAGAAGAUGAUAGGCUGCUGGAUGUCGAAGAAAUACUGCUUGAUGAUAGGGAUGCUGAGACGGAAACGAUAUCUGCUGAGGAUGAAACUGCUGAUAUACUUGUUGUAAAAGACGAAAGAACUGUGAGGCUUGUUGAAGAUGUUGAUGUCACCAAGACCGAGGACGACGGUGGGUUAAUCAGAGAGAUGCUGGAAGAGGCACUGGAGGACGUGAACGAGGAGGGAGCCGAAGUGGUCAAAGUGUCGGGAGAUGUCAAAGUAGUCCGGGCCAAGACCGGAGACGACGCCGAAGGAACUGACGAAGACAAGGUCAUGGUCAAUGACGAGGAAGAGCCAAAGCCAAAGAAUGUUGAACUCGAUGGAGUAAUGACCUGGACCGGCAGAGGCAACGAUGACGUAUUUUCCAAAGACGAAGAAGGGACCAAGGGUCCAGACGGAGACGACACCUGGGUUGGCUCAACAGUGCUUGCUGCCUCGAGAGUAGAUGCUGAUAAAGUGCUCUGUGGCGGCAAUGAAGGUGACAAGGUGACCUGGGUUCGAGACAACGACACUGAAGUCACCAGCGGCUCUGUUGAUGGUAGCAGUGAUGGGGAUGACGACGAUGAUGGCAGCAGUGAUGGGGAUGACGACGAUGAUGGCAGUGUGCUUGUGCUGAAACCAGUAGAUACAGGCAGUGUCGAAGAUGGAAGGACACUGGUCGAAGAAACCACCAACGAGAUCGGAGACGUCGUUGAUAAUGUCACAGCAUUUGACCCAUUGCUCGCCGUAGUUGAGAUGCUCGACACCAGUGCCGAAGCUGAAGGCUGCGAGACCGAUGCCGACGUUGCAGGCACGGCACUUGUGGUAGACCCCGAAGAUGCUGAUGAUGUUGUUAUUGUGAUGGCAGAAGCUCUUACUGAUGUCCCAGUGACAGACAUUGCGGCCGUCGAUUGA